Messenger RNA from Salvia splendens (bonfire salvia), 1294 nucleotides. RefSeq lists its product as uncharacterized. The transcript is spliced from 3 exons. Gene Ontology annotation, cellular component: transcription factor TFIIIC complex. The record is from RefSeq and is a predicted model, not a curated record. Gene Ontology annotation, biological process: transcription by RNA polymerase III. Lineage: Eukaryota; Viridiplantae; Streptophyta; Magnoliopsida; Lamiales; Lamiaceae. The coding region runs from base 852 to 1256 and encodes 134 amino acids.
UCAUAAGGAGAAAGCAGAGGUUGGUGUUGUAAAUUGCUAACUUUUACCUAUGCUUAUGCUGAACAAUUAUAGUUCGAGAAUUCUUUUGAAUUACUUAUAUGGAUAGAUAUCUUCUUGUACUCUUCCAGACUGCAUGCUAUAAACACAUAACAUAAGAACUAAUCUUGUGGUACUUAUGAUUUAUGUGCUUGAUUUUGAUCUGUUGAUGUACUUGCUAAUUUAAAGUUGCCACUGGUUUUAGAUUAUGUGGUUGAUUUCUGGUGAUGUGUUUGAUUGUCUGUUUUUGUAUUAAAUGAGUUUCCAAACAACAUCACACCUUUGGUGAACUAAAUUUCUGCACGAGCUAGUCUGUCUGCCUAGUUUGGAGUUGUUGAACUGCUCUUCUUCACCUUUUCAUUUGGAGUAAAGAUUUUGGGUUGUUAAGGGGUGUUUGUGGCAUAAUAUAAUAUAUUCAAUAAUAUUUUGGACUAGUACGAGCCACGCAUUCCUUUCCUUCUAUUGAUUUCUCAAGCUUUCAUUGUUUGGAUCUUUUUACAACUUUUGAUUUAGUAUUGUUUCCUGCAAUCAACUCAUUGUUUACUAAAUUGACAGGCUUGCUUUAAUAUUUUGAAACAAGAGGCUGCAGCAAAUGAUUCUCACUUAAUUAUCGAUGUCGCAGACUCACUCAUGAGCGUCGGGCAUCCUGAGUCUGCAUUUCUUGAUUGUGUUUUAUAGAUCAUUUGGAAAUGCCUGUUUUUUACCUCUUUUUUCGUUCUAUCAAAUCUCUCACCACGUUAGUCUCUUGCAGCUAUUCGGAAACUCCAUCAUAGUGUUGAUGACAUUAUCGUCUAUGCUUCUUGAAGAAGGCAGAGAUGAAUAAAGUUCUGAAAGAUUCCAACUCCGACAUAGUGCUUCGUCGACUUCGUCCUUUAGCUUCUUCUGCAGCUCUAAUGAAUCGACGACUAUCAAGACGCAACAAACUCCUUCAUUCAAUGAGAGUGAAACACGGGCAUUCUAUACCGCCUAUUCUUAUUACCGGCCACCAGUUUACUAUGAUCAGUCAGCAUCAAACUGCUGCUCGAGAAUACUUGCAAGCCUAUAAACUGAUGCCUGACGAUCCCUUGAUCAACCUUUGUGGAGGAACCGCCUUGAUAAAUUUGUCCCUUGGCCUCCGACUUCAAAACAAGCACCAGACUUUCUUACAAUGGCUCGCUUUCCUCUAUAACAACUUGCGCCUUUGUGGAGACAUAAUUGGAACUACUAAUUUCAUUUUGUAAAAAUUAAAAAUUGCAUAUAUUGCUUCCAAAUUAAUAUA